UUUUUGAGUGGUAGUAAUAAGUUUAUAAGCGGUAGUAGACGAAAUAAUUUCGUGUAGGCGAUGCGAACUCUUCUUUCACCAAUAUGUCAACGCACGUAAAGGACGACGAAAACGCGUCUUUUGAUGUGUUUUCCGCGUUCAAAUUUACACCAUUGACUACUGGAAUUCCUAUUUCACUUGGUACCAAUGUCGCGUUGACCCCAUCUUCUCGUAUUCCAAACGAACCUUUAGAGUUAAAUAAAUCUGAAAUGGAACAAAUGACGCGUUACCUUGACCAUUUAAAUUGCAAAAACGAAUCUUCUUUGAAUCCUGAGGAGUCUAAGUUUUACGAAGAAAGCCUAAGAACUAUCCUCAAAGAAGACGAUUUAGAAAAUCAAACAAUUAAACUGAUUGGUACCAAUUCACAGAGGCCCACCCUUCAACAGAAGUCGUCCGCCCUUUUUAUCCCCCCUAUCCUCCAAUCACUCAGUCCUCCAUGCAAUGUACAAUUAGAAACGCCUUUAAGAAGUACACCUUCGCUUUCAUCUGACACGAAUGUGUCAUUUGAUGUAUCAUUGCUUUCUUCCCCAAGUCGGACAUCUGAAAACAUUGUCGAACGAAAUACACACGUGAAAGAUGAGCCGCUUAAUCAACCCUCCAACGUCAGUGCACUGCACAAGCAAAAUGAUGCGCCUCAACUUCAUCGCCUGGAGGAUGAUAUUUCGCGACAAAAAGAAGAAUUGGACUCACUGCUAAGUACAUUGUCUACCGGAUUUCACUUAGAGCCACAAAAGAUUCCUCGAGAAAUGCGGCCAUUCUUUUUUGUGUAUCCGGAUACUAUGGGUCUCUCGUUAUCGAACUUCGCAUUAGACCGUCUAAUACUAAGUUUUAAUAGACUUCAACAAAUAACGAAGUUGGAAAGUGUAGUAACGGAAAAUGCAAUGGCAGAUUUAAAGUCAUUCUCCGAAGCUGGAUUACGAGCUUGGAAACCUCCUCACUUCAUGCCUCUUCAAAAUGUAGACGAAAUCAUGGAUGCUUUGGAAUCGUUGGAGCACAUCUUGAAGCUCAUUUAUUUUAUUGUAUUUAUUUUAAGCUACUUUCCUACUUAUGUUAAGCUCCAUGAUGAAACUACACUUUCAUUAAUUUUGGAAAAGACUUACUCCAUUGGUGAGGUUUUCAUUUCACAAGCUUUACAGUUUUAUAGUGUCGAUGGAGUACAGAAAAACCCAUCUCUUAAACCGAAAUUCUCAAUGGUCUUUGGAAAGUAUUCUGAUACACUCAUGAUGAUUGCCAAACUCUCGGAGUUGAUACCUUUCUCUGAAGCUAUUAUAGUUCGCACUGUUUUUUUAAGUGUUUUUCUCGUAACACUUGAAGCUCCAGCGAAGGAAAAUACUGUCACCAUACCAGCUAAUGCUGCUGACGUUAUUCAAUCUUCUGCGUUUGAGUGUUUGCAAUUGAUUUUUUCGACUUAUCCCUCUCAUCGUGAGUUCGUCUUACAAGAAGCACUGAUGAGUUUAACCACUUUACCUGCUUCACGUUCCCUUUUAAGAACAUAUAGACUCUCUUCCAGAAAACAGGUUCUACCAAUUUCAACGCUCUUGGUUAAGUUGAUACAGUCGACGUCUUUUGAAAUUAAUCGGUUUCUGGAGGACCUCAAUGUCCCCGUUGAAACUGUAGAAAAGUACGAGUCUAUGAAGAAUUAUUCCAAACUAAUAGAAUCCAUUGAUUCACGCUUGCUAAAAAGCCGCGAACUUGAAUAUAAGUUUGCUAAUCUCGCUGUCUCUUUUUUUCUCAAUAGGGCAAUGCAGCAAGCAAAAUCAGAUACUAACACAUUUAUGUCCGCUCUUACGCAUGCCAUUGUGGAGGAUUUGCUAAAUAUGUUAACCUUGCCAGAAUGGCCUUCAGUUGAAACUUUAGUGCGACAAUUUGCGUUUAAUUUGGUUAUCAUAAUUCUAAACGAACGCCAAACUGUGGCAGUUAGACGUUCAGCUUUAGAACUCUUGAGUAUCAUUGUGAACAAACUUAAUGAAACUUUCUCCGUGAAGCUUUACGAGAAAUACGGUUUUCAACCAUUUGAUAAUAAGGAUUCAGAGAAACCCCUAACCGAAGACCUAUUAAAUCAAAUCGAAAAGAUUGCAAAUGUAUGCAUCGCAUAUCAAUAUGAGCUAUCUUUUCGUUCGAGUUGUUAUCGGUACAAUUUUAUGUACUCUAGAAAUCUGUGGUUGCUUUACUUUCUUAGUUUAAAGCCAAACACUAGAGAUGAAGUUGUUAAAAAACAGCUGAUCACAUUUAUUUUACGCUAUUCCGCAAGUAACGGAAUGAAUGUAUUUAACUCCCCAAAUGACGAGCAGUUGAACGAUUUCUAUUUACUGUCACUUUACGGGAGUUCGUUGUACCAAAGUUUGCAGUCAUUCAUUUCUCUAAUUAUUGGCUUUAUAGAUAGCCCGCAAGCAAAUUUACGGACGAAAAGCCUUCGUAUUCUUAACCAUAUGAAUGAUUUACCAAAAAUAUUGCGCACUCAACCUGUCCUCUUAAACCAAGUUAUAGGAAAACUCAACGACAAUUCUGCUGUUGCGAGAGAAUUGGCUGUUGACCUUCUUGGGUCGUAUAUAUUGUCCAAUCCGGAUGCAUUACCCUCAAUAUAUGAGGUUAUUUCCCUUAGGACUAGUGAUGUCUCUACAGCUGUUCGAAAACGUGCUUUAAAAAACCUUCGAGACUUUCACAACCUUACUCAGGAUAAGGCAAUCCAUAACGACAUCUAUUUAAAGCUCCUUCUUCGACGGACUGAUCAAGAAGAAUCCAUUACUGUACUUUCCUUAAAAAUACUUGAAGACUUAUGGUUCGGUUCCAUACCGUUACAAGAAGGCUUCGGUGAUUUAACAUUUGAUGAUCUUAGUGUUGUCAGUAAAACGACAUUGAAUGCACAUUGCCGUUUUAUUACUAAUUUCUUCGCGGAAACUACUGGUGAUAUUCAAUUACGUAUCGUUGCAUCCAUUAAACAGAUGUUAGCUUCGAGCACUGAUGAAGGUCGUAUAGAACUAGAGUUCCGAUUGUCCAUGCUACUUGGCUCUCUGUUUUCUAGACUCAUGGAAAACCUUUACGUAGUAGAUUCUGAAAGCGCUUCAAAACAAGUUCGGGAGAUCUUAGCAACCCUAUACCUUUUUUCGCGAUCUACCCCAUCACUGUUUACCGAAAGCCAAGUUACAUUGCUAAAGUCUUAUCUCAAAGGCGCUUCUAAUCUAGAGGAACAGAGAAUGUGCUUUUAUGUUGUUGCUCUUUUGAGGCAAAUUCUUCCCUACCAACCAAGCAUUCCUGUUUCGUUUCUUCGUGAAGUCGAGACUGUCCUGCUUCAGCUUUUGCCAAAGGCAGGUACGUUUAUCCUUCGCGAACUCGUUCCCUGCUUAUGUUACCUUUUCGAAAAACUCAGCGAUCAUCAACGUCUUCAAAAAAUCUUGAAAUCCUGUCUUACAAAUCUGGGUACUAUUCCAGUUGACACCAAGCCGGAAAAGGUCUCAAGAAUUUUGGAUCUUUUAGGAUUGUUCGUCAAAUUCGGUGACUUCACUGACGCUUGCUUUAAUCCAUCUAAUUUGCUAUUGACUGCUAUUAAGGAUUCGUCGAUAUAUCUCUAUUUGAGCAAUGUUUUUCUGAAGUACUUAAGUUCGAAAAACAGCCAUACUGUGGAUUCCGCAAUGGAAUGCCUUAUGAAUGUUUGUUUAGCAAGUCCAUCAUUAUUCGUUAGCGAACGAGUGGUGCAGGUUCUUGAUACUAUAUUUAAAAACUUGGACAAAAAGAAAAUAUUUACCUUUUUCGCUGCCCUAAGAGAAAUCUUAUCUAUCGAUCAAGACAUUAUUCGGGAGGCGGACGCCAAACUAAACUCUAAGAACAAUAAGAAUAAGCAAGUGGAUUUGGAUGUCGCCGUUUUUAAGGGCCAUUAUGACAAUAUGCAAAAUGAAGGAGUCACGACCUGCCUUUCUCAACGUUACUUGAGCUACAUUUUACAGUUUACACUUUCAGAAGAUACAUCACUUUCCUCACAAGCGUUCGACAUACUGAAGUCGGUUGUUCAACAAGGACUCAUUAAUCCUAGAAUGUGCUUUCCUACUCUGUUAGCGCUUGAAGAAAGUCCGCAGCCGUUGUACCGAGACAUGGCAAUGAACCUCCAUUUAGAACUUAUUCAAAAACACGAAUCACUUUUGGAGGGUCUCUACAUUGAAGGAGUCAUGUCUUUAUACAAAUACCGGAAUCUGAAUAACCCAAGCAGUUUACUCCUUUACAAACACUCACCAUUGCAAAACAUAUACACAAUUGUUGCGCGCAGUAAAGGCACUAAAUCGCGUAAGCGAUUUAUUUGCAGAAUUGCUAAAAUGCUUGAACUGGACAGUACCCACUUAGUUGAAACUAGUGCUCAUCAAGCGGAGUUUUACACGUUCAUAUGCUAUGCUUUGGCAUUGUUGGAAUAUAUGGCUUACGAUGAAGUUUUAACCAUUAUUCACUAUGCGAAUGCGAUGUUAGCAACAAAUGGACCUUUCAUUAUUCAAUGGCUCCAAACUGUCGGGGAAGACACCGUAUCAAAGCAAGCUAAUGCUAUUAUGUUGUCUAACGUUAUACUAUUGAAACGGUACUUGACGUCCACUUAUGCCAUCAGUGAAACUCGGAUACAAAACUUUGACAUCUCCAAAAGCUUUCGCGACAUUAAGCUUCCUCCUCGCAAUCAAACAUUACUUCCUUCAUUCUGCGUUGUGGGAGAAGAAUAUGCAACGUUGUAUAAAAAGUGUAUUCAAUUGUUCGAAGAGGAAAACAUUGCAAAUGUUGUACCUGUUGACGAUGAGCAACCGUCUAAUAAACGAAAAAGUGCAUACUCUCAUUCUGCUACGAUUCCUGAUCACCUUGAUGCAAUGGACAUUUCGGAAGCAUCACCCGCGAAAUUGCGGAAACUGUAAUUUUACUCUGCAUCUCACCGACAUGAAACACCGUUAUGACUGCCUCUUAAAAUCCUUUGAUAUAUACACACAUAUAUACGCAAACUAGAACAUAUCAACCUUUAAAUAUUCAAUGACAAUUCACU
This is a messenger RNA of Schizosaccharomyces japonicus yFS275, 5044 nucleotides long. RefSeq names its product adherin. The record is from RefSeq and is a predicted model, not a curated record. Gene Ontology annotation, biological process: chromatin looping; mitotic sister chromatid cohesion; regulation of gene expression. Gene Ontology annotation, cellular component: nuclear chromosome; SMC loading complex; nucleus. Bases 84 to 4919 code for a protein of 1611 amino acids. The transcript has 11 exons. Gene Ontology annotation, molecular function: double-stranded DNA binding; cohesin loader activity; ATPase activator activity. NCBI's taxonomy places the organism in Eukaryota, Fungi, Ascomycota, Schizosaccharomycetes, Schizosaccharomycetales, Schizosaccharomycetaceae.